This is a messenger RNA of Drosophila obscura, 3076 nucleotides long. RefSeq names its product serine/threonine-protein kinase GA29083. Gene Ontology annotation, molecular function: protein kinase activity; ATP binding. Gene Ontology annotation, biological process: protein phosphorylation; intracellular signal transduction. Lineage: Eukaryota; Metazoa; Arthropoda; Insecta; Diptera; Drosophilidae. The record is from RefSeq and is a predicted model, not a curated record. Bases 375 to 2630 code for a protein of 751 amino acids. The transcript is spliced from 7 exons.
AUGGUUUGACCACCUCUACCGCGAGUUCUAUCUUUUCCAAUGCUUUUCACAAAAUAUUUAAAUUAAAUUAAGUGCAAAAUUCCAGCAACAGUCAGCAGUAGUAUAGUAUCGCACAAAGUUUGUGCCUAGCGUUUAUCUGUGAUCUGUGAUGAGGGAGUGGCGCAAGCAGUGGUGAGGCUGCAUUCUUGUGAGCACAGAGAGGCCCAACAACCCCAACCCAACCCAUCUGCAGUGAGUGACUGGUGCAAAACACAGCACUGGGCAUUGAGCAGAGGAGAAACAAAACGAAAGCGAAGCGAACGGGAGGAGGAAUACAAAAAAAAACUGCCUUGUUGGCUUACACAGACUUACGGGGUUCGGUUUGGUACACAAGCAUGGAAGUGCACAACAGCCUGCACUGCACCGCCCCUGUGCUCUCCUCACUGCAGGCAAACGCCUCCGGCAGUGCCACUCCCAAGAAGACGGCCUCCAGUAGUGCGGCAGCAGCUCAGAGCGCACUCCUCAAUCAACUCAGUCAGCAGCAGAAGGCCCAGGAAGAGGCAGAUUCUCACAGUCGGCGUGACUGCGACAGUCCCGCCAGUUCCAACUCGGAGCCGGAGAAGGAACUGGACGAGCUGAGGGAUCUGAACGGUUCGCUGACCGGCAGUGGAAGUGUGGGCAAGUCGAACGGCUCCCUGAGCGGCGCCUCUUCGACCACUUCAGCUCCAGCUGGAACGAGUACGCCUGGCACCGCCAACACCAAUGGCUCUGCCAGCGGUGCAGCAUCGCUGAGCGUCGUGCCAGCCACGGCCCAUCUAAAGAAGCGCAUCACAAGCAGCCGCACACCGACCCGCAAGGCCCAUCGCAUUAAGUUCUAUCGCAAUGGGGAUCGCUUCUAUCCGGGCAUAACCAUACCCGUGUCCAACGAGCGAUAUCGGUCAUUCGAGAGCCUCUACGAGGACUUGACUCGACUCCUUGAGGAGAAUGUGAAAAUACCGGGUGCUGUGCGCACCAUCUACGACAUGUGUGGAAAGAAGAUUACCGCCCUGGAGGAGCUGGAGGACGGUCAGAGCUACGUUUGCUCCUGCAAUAACGAGAACUUCAAGAAGGUGGAGUACAAUACCAGCUCCCAGCCCCUGGCCAACCUCACGCUGGCGAACAACAGUCGCUCGUGCAACCAUCGCUUGGCCAAGCUGCAGCGGCCCGCAUCUCCGUUGAAGAACGGAGUGCUCAACAGCAGUGCGUCGGCUCCAGUUGGCGGAGGAGCCGCUGCCAACGGUAGUCCGUUGAAUACUUCGCGGUUCAGUGAGCGAGACAGUGUGGUACAUCCGCGCAUCGUUACCCUCAUACGGAACGGCACAAAGCCACGACGCAUAAUAAGAUUGCUGCUAAACAAGCGCAACAGUCCCAGCUUCGAUCACGUGCUGACCGCCAUUACGCAGGUGGUCCGCCUGGAUACAGGAUAUGUGAGAAAGGUCUUCACCCUGUCGGGCGUCGCGGUGCUACAGCUAGCCGACUUCUUCGGCUCGGAUGAUGUUUUCUUCGCCUACGGUACAGAGCGGGUCAAUACCGUGGACGACUUCAAGCUGGAGUCGGAGGAACAGCGCGCCAUCAAUGCUAUACGAAAGACGCUCCGCACGGCGGGCACCGCCUGCAAGGGACCCAAGCCCAAAAUGCCCGUCAAGAGCAAAAAGGCAUACCCGCCAGGGGAGCUGACAGCCCACGCUGAGGCUCAGCUUCAGUCAGCAGCCAACGAGGACGAUGACCAAGCGGCGCUACUCAAGAGCACUGGCGUGGAGGUUGCCGAGCUGCCAGCUGCCAUACGCGACAACUAUACGCUAAGCCAAAUCAUUGGCGACGGCAACUUCGCCAUUGUGCUGAAAAUUAAGGAACGCCAGACGGGCAUUCCUCGCGCUCUAAAAAUAAUCGACAAGAGCAAGUGCAAGGGUAAAGAGCACUACAUCGACGCGGAGGUGCGCGUCAUGAAGAAGCUCCACCAUCCGCAUAUUAUCUCGCUCGUCUUGGAUGUGGACCAGAAUACCAACAUGUAUCUGGUGCUGGAGUAUGUGAGUGGGGGCGAUCUUUUUGAUGCAAUUACCCAGGUGACGCGAUUCUCGGAGAGCCAGUCGCGCAUCAUGAUCCGACAUCUGGGCUCAGCCAUGUCUUACCUACAUUCCAUGGGCAUUGUGCACCGAGAUAUUAAGCCGGAGAACCUCUUGGUUGAACUGGAUGAGUUUGGAAAUGUCGUUCAACUGAAACUAGCUGACUUUGGACUGGCCUGUGAAGUCACCGAGCCUCUAUACGCCGUCUGCGGCACGCCUACUUAUGUGGCACCCGAAAUAUUGCUGGAAGUGGGGUACGGCUUGAAGAUCGAUGUUUGGGCCGCUGGCAUCAUAUUGUACAUACUGCUCUGCGGCUUUCCACCGUUUGUGGCGCCUGACAACCAACAGGAGCCGCUUUUCGACGCCAUCAUCUCUGGUGUGUACGAGUUCCCCGAUCCCUACUGGUCGGAUAUUGGUGAUGGCGUGCGCGAUCUAAUCGCCAACAUGCUUCAAUCUGAUCCCGAUGUUCGCUUCACCAGCGAGGAUAUAUUGGAUCAUUACUGGACAAUGGGCAACAAGGAAAUCGGAUGCGGCGACUACAACAGAUGAAUUAUGGCCGUGUGGGGUGUUUAAACAGAAUCUAAUCACGCCCACUUGCGACGUUGUCGUUGGCGCCGCGUAGUUUUUGUAUUAUGUAUUUUAGAACGCUAUGUUAUAGGCUUUUAUUUAUUCGCACAUUACCACAUACACCACGAUAAUCCUGUAGUGUAAUAGCGGUAACUACAAACCAAUUAAGACAAAACAAGACACGACGAGAAACGAACAGACAAACAAAAACAAGCAAACCCCAAUAUUACUCGUACAAGUGAAGUUUCGAAAUUCCAGUUUCCAAACCGUUUACGGUUGGUUUCGCAAUCAUAUAUUUAGCCUUAACUUUUUAACAUAUGUAUUUAUAUUUAUAGCGAGUAUUCAAGUGAGAAUCAUAUUUUUUUAUUUGGUACUUUUAGAAUGUUUUAAUUGGUUAAUAAACCGCAAGUUGUGUAUAUUUUCAUAAA